Messenger RNA from Myxocyprinus asiaticus (Chinese sucker), 3242 nucleotides. RefSeq names its product interleukin enhancer binding factor 3a (gene ilf3a). Gene Ontology annotation, cellular component: precatalytic spliceosome. Gene Ontology annotation, molecular function: double-stranded RNA binding; single-stranded RNA binding. The coding region runs from base 102 to 2669 and encodes 855 amino acids. The record is from RefSeq and is a predicted model, not a curated record. The transcript is spliced from 19 exons. Lineage: Eukaryota; Metazoa; Chordata; Actinopteri; Cypriniformes; Catostomidae.
AUUUAUGUCUGCACAUGCGCUGUGAGGUCAUCGCGCGGCCCGGAAGUGGAACGCUAGUGCUUUCAUUAACUGACUAGCACGUACGGUUAUUGUUGAAGAUUAUGGCUCAAAUGAGGAAUUUUCCAAGGAGGAGGGAAGGGCCUCUUCCACCUCGACCGCCACCCGCCUGGGACGAGCACCAGGCCUAUGAGGAGCUGCUGUACUGGGAUAAUCUUAUUCAGGAGGGUGUCCGCCUUCACCCUCAGGACUUCGUACGAUAUGAAGAGCUGCGUUAUUGGUAUGACUGCUUGUGUUAUGAGGAAGACCUCAGGCAGUACAAUGAUUACAUAGUUGAGUACAGAAAGUGGGAAGAAGAGCAUUUGCGCCCAGGAGAGCAUCACCCAAUGAAGCCACCACCCCAGCGCACUUUUUUGAAUGAGGAUCGCUACAUCAGGGCCAAGCAUUCAACUGUGUAUCCAUCAGCAGAGCAGCUGGAUGCGGUGCAGAACGUGGUGUCUCACAUGGAGCGUGGCCUGAAGGCUGUCUCUGAUUGGCUGAAGGAAAAAGAGAGCGAUGCUGCUGGUACUACUGCUACUGCAAGUGAUUCGGCUCAGAGUAAACUACGUGGGGUUUUGAGAGUGGGCCUGGUGGCAAAAGGACUCCUGCUGAAAGAUGAUAUGGAUCUAGAGUUGGUCCUUCUCUCUAGAGACAUGCCCACCAGUUCUCUGCUCAGGUUGAUCUCUGGAAAACUCUCGGAGUUCAUAAAGGAUGUUACUGAAGACAAAUACGUCAUCAACCCAUCUAUCCAGAAAGCUGCUAUUAUUGUUACGAGCACAAAGGAGCCUCUUCUGAAACUGACCAUCCAUCUGACAUCGCCCGUGGUCAGGGAGCAGGUUGAAAAAGAGGCAGCUGGAGAACCGUGCGCGGAAAGCUCUCUCCAGGACGCUCUGGACAGGCAGAAAUGCCUGGCUGCUCUGGCGUCUCUCCGCCAGGCCAAGUGGUUCCAGGCUAAAGUUUCUGAACUUGAGUCGUGUGUUAUCGUGAUUCGGAUCUUGCGGGACUUGUGUAACCGUGUUUCAUCCUGGGCCCCCCUCAAAGGCUGGGUUCUUGAGCUGCUGUGUCAAAAAGCCAUUUCUACCAGCGAAAGGCUGUUGGGACCUGGAGAGGCAUUCCGGAGAGUUUUAGAGUGUCUUGCAUCAGGAAUACUAAUGGAAGAUGGUCCAGGUAUUUCUGAUCCCUGUGAGCGAGAGAGCACCGAUGCUGCCGCCCAUCUUACCCAGCAACAGCGAGAAGACAUUACCCAGAGUGCACAGUUUGCCUUAAGACUGUCAGCAUUUGGGCAGCUUUACAAAGUGCUUGGAAUGGACCGCCUCACUUCCAAAGCCGCUAGAAUGCUCGGUGAGAAAAUCCCAGUGCCUGAUGCCCCAGUAAAGAGACCAAGGGAAGCUUAUGAAGCAGGAGAUCCUGAUAUGAGGCCGAAGUUUCCAAGAAAAGAAAAGACAGAGCCAGCAAACGCCCUUAUGAAGUUGAACCAGCUGCGACCUGGGACCCUCUACAGGCUGUCAUCACAGACUGGGCCUGAACAUGAACCUCAAUUCACCAUGGCUGUCCAGGUGGACGGGAUAACGUAUGAGGCUACAGGCCCCUCCAAACGCAGCGCCAAGCUUCAUGUAGCCCAGAAAAUUCUGCUGGCCCUGGGUGUUCCUAUGUCAGAGAUCAAGACUACUGAUGAAAAUAAGAACCAGGCUGCAGGUGUAGCUGCGGCCCCAAUUGUGAAGACAGCUUCAGCAGAUGAAGCCACACCCACUGGAUCUGAAGAUGGUGCUGAGGGUGGGCCUAUCCUUACCAAACAUGGCAAAAAUCCUGUCAUGGAGCUCAACGAGAAGCGCCGAAGCCUGAAAUAUGAGCUUGUUUCCGUCAAGGGACGCUUCAACGACAAGACCUUCACUAUUGAGGUAGAGGUUGAUGGACAGAAAUUCCAAGGCUCUGGAUCGAAUAAGAAAUUAGCCAAAGCCAAUGCAGCACUUGCAGCUUUAGAACAACUCUUUCCAGAGGGUUCUCCUGCAGACCCACUCAAGAAAAAACGAUUUCCUCCCAUGGGUUAUGGCAUGGGCGGUGUGUACAAUGCGGGCAGCCGUGGUAGAGGUAGAGGCCGUGGUAGAGGUAGAGGAUUCAGCAACGCUGGCUCAAUGUUUGCAGGGUCCACCAAUAGUGCUAGAGUCGCCCCAACCUCAUCUGUUACCACCUCCAGCACACCUAUGAACACCCAGCAGGACCUGUCGGCAGCCUCGAGCGCAAAUGCAGCCGCCUACCAGGCUGUCCCUCCUCCUAUGACCAGCUAUUAUAAUCAGUUCAGCCAAUCCUAUUCACAAUUCAAGAAACCCAAUAAUGUGGGCCAGAACCAAAAUCAGAACCUGAACAAAAACUCCAGUCAAGCUCCUCUUGUAGGACCAGACUAUGGCUAUGGAUAUCAAGGUGCUGGCAUGGGUAUGGGGCCACCUGGUGUAACCGGACCACCCGGUGUGGGACCGACCGAUUUCAAUUAUGCCGCAUACAGUGGACCACCUGGUACAGCAAAUUUUGGACCACCUGGUACCACACCCCAGAGCUAUGGCUUUACCCAGAGUGCCUACCCCAACCUGGGUGGCUACAGCAGUGGAGCCAAUAACACAGAGUACACCUACAGAUAAAUAUACCAUGUUUGGUCUCCAAAAAUCAUUUCUGUAAUUCUGCAUUCACUCUCUAAAGCUUUUGAGAUUUUAUACUGUGUUUAUUUUUGACAUUUGAACUGAGCCUCAUUUCAGCGAGUUAGCGUGGUUUUGAUUCACCUUUAGUUUCAGGAAAUAAAACAUCAGGAUGGUGGAUGUUGCUUUCUGUCUGUUCCUAAAUGGUUGGUGUGAGUCAAGUGGAAGUUUUUAAUGUUGACGCAUAAUUCUGUUUUUUCCCCCACAAGAUGUAUUUAUGACCAUCCUCAUUUUUUUCCGCUUAUCAUAUUUUAGCAGAAUAGUUUUUUUUGUUUUUUUUACUGAAUGUGGACAAUAGAUUGAAUACAAAGUUUGUUGUUUACUCAACUGAAACCACUUAACUAUUUCUGAGUUUUAAGAGGUUUGCGUUACUUGAUGUUUAAUCUCAGUACGGUCAUUUAUGUAGAAUGUAGCUAUUCACUGUUCAAUAGGCAAAGUACAGAAUGUUUAUGUUUCUGGAUCAGGUGGAUGUUGUAUGUCAUAACUUUGACCAGUGCAGAAAUAAACUUUUCUUUUUAA